Messenger RNA from Tetranychus urticae (two-spotted spider mite), 1973 nucleotides. RefSeq names its product acetylcholinesterase-1. Gene Ontology annotation, biological process: choline metabolic process; acetylcholine catabolic process. Gene Ontology annotation, cellular component: plasma membrane. Lineage: Eukaryota; Metazoa; Arthropoda; Arachnida; Trombidiformes; Tetranychidae. Gene Ontology annotation, molecular function: acetylcholinesterase activity. The record is from RefSeq and is a predicted model, not a curated record.
UUUCUUAAUGACGUCCUCUCUACCUUUGGUUAUAUUCAAGCGAUUACUUCUGUGAAUGGCAUAAAAAUCAUUAGGAAACAUUGGGAAAUCUUGUUUUUCUCGAUUAGGAAAGUUGAAGCUCACUUGCAAAGAUAAAUUCCACUUGAAUGUUUGUUGCUUUUUUACUAAAGAUGAAACCCAUUAAUAGUCUUUUGUUUACUAUUUUAGUGUUCACUUUCAACUUUACCUUUCUUCAAGGAAACGCUUCGAGUGAGGAUCCUACUUUAACAAUAUCAACUGGUCAGAUCAAAGGUAAAUCCGUGUCAUUCCGAGGAUCCCAAGUAUACCAAUUUCUUGGUAUACCUUUUGCUGAGCCACCUCUAAAUGAAUUAAGAUUCACGAAACCUGUACCCAAAAAACCUUGGGACAAUGUAAUACCUGUUAAUAAAUGGGGACCACAUUGUAUCCAACCAGAAUUUCCCGGAUUCAAUGAAGGUUAUCCUUCUGACGAAGAUUGUCUGGUUCUCAAUGUAUUUGUUACUCAAUCGACUCUUGAUGGCGUUAAAAGUGGCAUUAAAAAACCUCGACCUGUAAUGGUCUGGAUUCACGGAGGUGGAUUCUCCUUUGGUUCAGCUAAUGUUGAUUUUUACGAUGGAACACCGUUAACUGUUAUGAAUGACAUUGUCUUUGUUUCCAUCAAUUAUCGUCUUGGAGCUUUUGGUUUCUUACAUUUGCCCGAAUCAGGUAUACCGGGUAACUUUGGUCUUUGGGAUCAAUUGUUGGCUUUGAAAUGGGUUAAGGAUAACAUUCACUUUUUUGGUGGCAAUCCUGAUCAGGUGACAAUAUUUGGUGAAAGCGCUGGUUCCAUGUCUGUAUCUGCUCUCAUUGUUUCACCUCAUUCUCGUGGUCUAUUCAAGAAUGCCAUCAUGCAAAGUGGUUCAAUUUAUGAUAUGCAUCUUUGGUCUAAUUCAAAAACCUCUGAAGUUUUGCUUGAAAAGCUUAACUGUAGCUCAGUCGAUGACAUUGUUUCCUGUCUGCGAUCAGUCAAAGCAACCGAUUUCAAUAUACUUGCUGGGUUCCUGUAUUGGCCAAUAAUUGGAGAUGAAUUUUUACCAAGUCAACCCCAAGAAUUGAUGAAAUCUAUCGAUAAAAAUGUUAACAUCCUUUUAGGAGUCGUUGGUAAUGAAGGCGCUGGAAUGUUAACAACUCUUGAUAACAAAAUUUUCCACCCUGUUGAUCCUGUCGACUUGUCUGUUGAUCAAGCUCGAAAAUUUUUAAAACAAGUGUUUGGGGAAAAACACGAAGAAUAUUUCACUAAAAUUUAUCUCGACCAUGUUGAUCCAGAAAAUUCCAACGAACUGCGAUUAGCCCUUGCCCAAGCAAUCGGUGAUGUUUCGUUAGGUUGCCCAACCUACAUAUUUGGCAUUGAUGCAGUCAAAAUUGGCCAAGCAAAUGUAUACGCCUAUGUCCAAACUCAAAAACCAUCGAAAUCAUUUUUUGCGUUCAUCUCUAAUACUACUUGGAUACCUGCUACUCAUGGUGAAGAUGUACCGAUGAUGUUUGGAGCUCCGUUUCUCGAUCCACUUGGUUACACUCAAGAGGAUAUUUUGCUAUCCACAGUAAUGCUAAAUACCUGGGGAAAUUUCGCGAAAUUUGGUGAGCCUCGAUUUUUUGGAGAAUCAGAUAUAUGGAGCAAAUGGAAAUCUGAUGAAUCUGGUAAAUUUGAAAAGUUCGUUAUGGAAUUUAAUACUCAAAGAUUUGGUUUAACCAACAAUCAAGCAGUUGAAAAUUGUGAGAAAAAUUGGCCUUUUCCGAUCGAUUCAGUAAACUUGAAUUUCAGUCUUGAUGAACUGGAAAAUCUUUCUCGUGAUGAACUUUAAAUUUAGAGUUUCUAUCAGAAUUCAAUGAAUUUUUUGAACUGGAUUAUUUUUUCAACAUAAACUCGUGGAACGUUCCCUUUUCCGAAUCAAUAAAACGAGAUUUGCAAAGCUUAA